Molecule: messenger RNA, 710 nt
Organism: Coccinella septempunctata (seven-spotted ladybird)
Lineage: Eukaryota; Metazoa; Arthropoda; Insecta; Coleoptera; Coccinellidae
Exons: 3
Coding region: 159-482 (107 amino acids)
Source: RefSeq, a predicted model, not a curated record
CUCCGUUGUCUUAUCGGAGUCGAAUGCUUCGGUAUCUCGAUGCUGGCAAGAAAUUAAUAUGUAGGCAUCCAGAUAAGUAUACGUGUGCAUCCAUUAUGAUACCAAGAUACAAGACUCUAUCCGUAACUUAUAUAUAGAUAUGUGUGACUACACUCUUCAUGUUAUUGAACCAUGUUUCGGCCUUUUUCUGGAGUUCGGGCGAAACAACCCAUAAUCCGUACUACAUCUACCAACGCAGGAUGCCACCUUCCUACAACAUUCCAUACAGCGAACCUUCUCUUCCAGCAGUGCCCGUUCAAGUUCCCCUCCAAGCUCAACUAUCUCCACACCCUUCAGUACAAAAUGUGCAACUGGUACCGUGCCUGUGUCCCAUUUCCACCGACUACGAACAGGUCAAACCCGAAAACUAUUAUCUGACUCCUCCAGCUCAACAUGCACCGCCUCCCAACAACCAGAACCAAGUGAAAAACGGACAGAAUUGAGGAAGAAUAUCAUCGAAUCACCGUAGCAUAUCGUCAGAACGAAACUGGAAGUUAUUACAGGAGUUUCCUGGCCAUUAGUAUAAUUCACGAAUUUUAUUGUUUCGAUAUGACUUUCUCCCAUGAGAAAACAGAUUCGUGGCUACCGUUUGCCUUGUUCGCUCAUUAAUUGCACUCUUCGCGAUGUUGUACAGAACUUAUUAUUUAUUUAUUCGAUGGAUUUUGUGUUCA